Molecule: messenger RNA, 1079 nt
Organism: Chenopodium quinoa (quinoa)
Lineage: Eukaryota; Viridiplantae; Streptophyta; Magnoliopsida; Caryophyllales; Amaranthaceae
Product: GABA transporter 1-like
Exons: 8
Coding region: 72-1079 (335 amino acids)
Cellular component (GO): plasma membrane
Source: RefSeq, a predicted model, not a curated record
UCCUAUAAUUUGCUAUCGUUGGUACUUGAACACCAUGCUCAAUUAGGUCGCCGCCAUCUUCGGUUCGAGACAUGGCACAUGAUAUAUUAGGUCCAAGAUGGGGGCGAUAUAUUGUGGGUCCAGUUCAAUUUGCAGUGUGCUAUGGUGCAGUUGUUGGAGCUUGUCUUAUAGGUGGUCAGUGUAUAAAGGCUAUCUACUUGUUGUUCAAUCCGAAUGGUACAAUGAAGCUCUAUGAAUUCAUAAUAAUAUUCGGAGGACUAAUGCUAAUCCUAGCUCAGAUGCCCUCAUUUCACUCUCUACGCCAUAUUAACUUGAUUUCUCUACUCCUAUGCCUUGGCUAUAGUGCCGCUGCUACUGUUGGCUCCGUCUAUAUUGGACAUAAAUCAAAAGGACCAGAGAAAGACUACUCACUAGUUGGCAACUCUGAGGAUCGGUUAUUUGGUGUAUUUAAUGCAAUUGCGAUUAUUGCAACAACUUUUGGGAAUGGAAUUAUUCCUGAAAUUCAGGCAACGCUAGCACCACCAGUAAAAGGGAAGAUGUUCAAGGGACUAUCCGUGUGUUACAGUGUAGUUUCAAUGACAUUCUUUAGUGUCGCGGUGUCAGGUUACUGGGCAUUUGGGAACCAAGCUGAAGGCCAGAUAUUAAGCAACUUUGUUGUGAAUGGAAAUCCUUUUCUACCUAAAUGGUUCAUUUUUUAUGACCAAUGCCUUUGUCAUCCUUCAAAUUUCUGUUGUUGGUGUGGGGUCAUUGGAUCAGUUGCUGCCGUAAGGCAAAUCAUUCUUGAUGCCAAAUCUUAUAAAUUGUUUGCCAAUAAUUACAAAAUGGACAAUGCAAAAACCAAUAAGACUCCUAUGGGUAUUGGAACUAGGUUGGAUGAAGAUCCAACUGGAACUUGCAUGGAUCAAACUAUGUAUCGAGAAAACACCAUUCAAGAAGAAACCACUCCCUUAGCAAUGGUGAACUACAAACCCUUUCUUGAAACAACCGAAACCACUUCCGAUUUACCCAAGCCUGCUGAAAACCCUAAACCUCUGACUUCAAACCUUAAAGAAGCAGAGAGCAAGAAUGAAAAAGAAUAA